Molecule: messenger RNA, 1683 nt
Organism: Colletotrichum gloeosporioides
Lineage: Eukaryota; Fungi; Ascomycota; Sordariomycetes; Glomerellales; Glomerellaceae
Exons: 1
Coding region: 1-1683 (560 amino acids)
Biological process (GO): proteolysis
Molecular function (GO): cysteine-type peptidase activity
Source: RefSeq, a predicted model, not a curated record
AUGGCACCAUCUGCUGCGGCCGACGCAUCCUCCCUCCACGACAUCGUUUGCCGUUUAUCCCCUACCAGCAAACAACGACUCAUUGCCUUCACACAGGAAGUCGCUCUACUGGAGAUCGACGCAACAAAAAUCUUCCAAACCCUAACGGCGCUCGAAAAAACGUUUUUGGAAACGGAAAAGAUCGACCCCGUGGUAUUUCGGAACUGCUACCUCCCAAAGUCGACGCGAGCGGCUUUGAUCGCCCUGCUCCCAAGCCAACUCUUUCAGCUUCCCGACAAGACUAAGCCCAAAGUCGCAAACGCCUGCAAAUUCUGGGGCGUGAGCCAGGAGAAGCUUUUAUUUUGUCUCGGGUACGAUUACUGUAAACACGGCCAGCGCUUUUUCGACAAGCUGGUAGGCCUUUCGAAAACGUGCCCAAACUGGAAACGCUCAGUCAAGCUGCUCAACCAGAGAGCUUCAGCCCGGCGACAAGCACGAGGCGCUUCUCGAGACACUCGAAACGUCACUUUUAAAGGCGUGGAUGUGAACGCCAUCGGAAUCAUUUUGAACGAUAUCAAUGCGGUGAUCGGCGAUUUUACACCAUCCCUCCAGAAUUCUCCACAGAAGCUUCGAACACCGUCCCUUUCCCCGCCAGCUCACACGCCCUCUACAUCUUCAUCGCCGACCCCACGCCGCGAAGAGAUACCCGACCAAAGCCUUGUGCAGUCUCCGGAAGUCGGGCGAAACAACCACGAGCAUAUACACGACGACGUUACCCUGCUGCAACCCGUCCCCGACAUCCACGACGGCAGGUCGCCUAGCCCCAGCCUUCCCAGCAUCGAAGACAACGAGCAACACGUACAACAAACAAACGGCUGGGAUCCAACAAGCAUCACAGAAACCCCCUUCGAUCUCGAAAACGAGAGUGCCGAACCCGACAUCAACGUCAACAUCGACAUCGACAACGGCAACGACGACGACGACGACGACGGCGGCGGCGGCGGCGGCGGCGACACAUUCUUCCCAGCCUCUGAACAAGACGUGGGUUUUAGUAGGCUGGGACCAGCAAGGACGACUGCGCAGCUCGAGUUUCCCCUCCUCACAGCGAAAAUGGCCGAGCCUGAGAGAAAACGACGGCGGCUGGACUUUGCCACCCAGAACGACCUCCUCGCCCUCAGAGAUGACAACUGGUUGCACGGCGACUUUGUCAAUAUCCCCUUGCAGGAACUUUGCGGCAUCCAAGACCCAAAGGUUUUUGUCAUGACCUCCUACUAUACCGCAAUGCUUAUCAACAAGCCAUACCGUCCAACUGGCUGGAUCGUCGAGGGCGUGGCGACAUGCGAGCGAAUUUUCAUGGUCUGUAACUUUUCAAGGACCCACUGGGCGCUGCUUGUCAUCCAGAAGCGCGGAUUCCAAGCGGCGUCCGUCGAUCUGUACGAUUCUCUGCAAUCGUACGCAGGCGCUCAAGAAGCUCAGGGUUUAGCGGACGCUUUUAUCAGCGCAUAUCUGCCGCAAACUCCUUCCAGCAAACGCAAGUUAAUCCUAGCAACAUCGCCACAGCAACAAAAUGGGUCCGACUGUGGCGUCUUCACGGUGGCAUUUGGUCUGUUUGUCGCUUCCCGAAACCCGAUCCCCGCCCGCCUGGACGGCAGAAUUUGGCGUCGUGUCCUUGCGAUGUUUCUUGGCUCCGCGGUCACGGACUAG